Molecule: messenger RNA, 2627 nt
Organism: Chelmon rostratus (copperband butterflyfish)
Lineage: Eukaryota; Metazoa; Chordata; Actinopteri; Chaetodontiformes; Chaetodontidae
Gene: septin8a
Product: septin 8a
Exons: 10
Coding region: 123-1385 (420 amino acids)
Biological process (GO): cytoskeleton-dependent cytokinesis
Cellular component (GO): microtubule cytoskeleton; septin ring; cell division site
Molecular function (GO): molecular adaptor activity; GTP binding; GTPase activity
Source: RefSeq, a predicted model, not a curated record
UCUCUUCCUAUCUCUGUCAGCCCAGCUCAGUAGUUUAGCAGGCUAGUACGGAGAGACGAGGGCUGCUCCCUUUCGCCUCUGCUCAGUCUGCUCCAGCACACCAACACCACACAUUCCGCACCAUGGCUGCCACGGACGUUGACGUGUUCUCGAAUGAAGAGAAGCGUAACCUGAGUUUGGGCGGACAUGUUGGAUUUGACAGCCUCCCUGACCAGCUGGUCAGUAAAUCGGUCACACAGGGAUUUUGUUUUAACAUUCUCUGUGUAGGGGAGACUGGUAUCGGCAAGUCAACGUUAAUGAACACGCUCUUCAACACCAUGUUUGAGAACGAAGAGGCGAGCCACUAUCAGAACGGCGUGUAUCUGCGGCCGCGAACCUACGACCUGCAGGAGAGCAACGUCCACCUCAAGCUGACGAUUGUUGACACCGUUGGCUUCGGUGAUCAGAUCAACAAAGAGGAUAGUUACAAGCCCAUCGUUGACUACAUCGACACUCAGUUUGAAAACUAUCUCCAGGAAGAGCUGAAGAUCAAACGCUCGCUGUUCAACUACCACGACACCAGGAUCCACAUCUGCCUUUACUUCAUCGCCCCGACAGGACACUCCCUCAAGUCCCUGGACCUCGUCACCAUGAAAAAACUGGACAGCAAGGUCAACAUAAUUCCCAUCAUUGCCAAAGCGGACACAAUCUCCAAGAGUGAGCUCCAUAAAUUCAAAAUAAAGAUUAUGAGUGAGCUGGUGAGCAACGGUGUCCAGAUCUACCAGUUCCCGACAGACGACGAAGCUGUCAGUGAGAUCAACGCCUCCAUGAACGCCCACCUGCCGUUUGCUGUGGUUGGUAGCGUGGAAGAGGUCAAAGUGGGAAACAAAACCGUGCGGGCCAGACAGUACCCCUGGGGUGUCGUGCAAGUCGAGAAUGAGAGUCACUGCGACUUUGUGAAGCUCAGAGAGAUGCUGAUCAGGGUCAACAUGGAGGAUCUGAGGGAGCAGACCCACGCCCGCCACUACGAGCUGUACCGACGCUGUAAGCUGGAGGAGAUGGGCUUCAAAGAUACAGAUCCCGACAGCCAGCCAUUCAGUCUUCAAGAGACGUAUGAGGCCAAGAGGAAAGAGUUCUUGGGGGACCUGCAGCGUAAAGAGGAAGAAAUGCGACAAAUGUUUGUCAACAAAGUAAAAGAGACGGAAGCAGAACUGAAAGAAAAGGAGAGAGAGCUGCACGACAAGUUCGAGCAGCUGAAGCGGAUGCACCAGGAGGAGAAGAGGAAGGUGGAGGAGAAGCGGAGGGACCUGGAGGAGGAGAUGAACGCCUUCAACAGGAAGAAGGUGGCAGCCGAGACGCUCUCCUUAUCUCAGCCGCUCAAGAAAGACAAGGACAAGAAAAAUUAAUUUAUGGGCGCUGUACACCCUCCCACACACGACCAUGGAUUUGUCCUCCACCACCAUAGCAACGACAACACCUGUUUAUUUUCUUUGUCUGUUUGUUUAGUUUUGACAUUCCAUCUUGACAUUGUGCACAUGGACCAAAGACACUGAGGAUGAUGAUGAUGAUGAUCAUGGUGAAGCCACAGGGGAGCAAAAAAAAAAAAAAAAUAAAAAGAGUGAAAGAUGGUGACAGAUGAUGAGGAAAAAUGUUCACUUGCCAGCAGUGGCCAUCUCAUUUAUUCAGGAUCUGUCAUUCUAUGUUUUUUUUUUUUUUUUUUGGACACUUUUUAUAUAUAUAUAUAUAUAUGCAUUUUGUUUUUCUAUGUUGUGAUUCAAAGAUUUUCUGUUGGGUUUUUUUUGUGUGUUUUGCCAUCAACUACUCACACAGAAACGACAGGUUCAAGCCCUUCAAAACUUUCGGGUACUGCAGUGUAACACAGCGAGCAAGUCAUUUGAAACUGUUCAAGACGUGUUUUUAAAAAAACAAACAGGAUGUGCUUGAUUUUGUAGGAGUGAUGUUUUAAUUACAAAUUCAUCCAUGAAAUCAAGCCUCCCAUAAAGUUUUUAAAAUACCUGAGCUGUUUGAAAUGUUGUCUAGCUGUGGUGUGUCUGUUAACCUUUAUGUAAUAAUAAGCAUUUAGUACAUUUCACAGCAGAAUAAAGCCCUGUGUCAAAUGAGCCCAAAUAAUACAUUUAAACAGCGUUAUGUCAAGCAAUAAAACUGAGUACCUGUAUACUGUAUAUAUCACUGCAUAUACAUAGGUACUGACAACUUAAAACUUAGUCUUAAGUUUUAAUAGAAACUUAUGCAAUAUUCUGGUGCUGUUUCAUAUUAACUCAAUAAAUGUAUGUGAAUAUUUUCUAGAGCUUACCCAGCUUAAUAUGCAAAAAUGUACUAGUUUUUGAAUAUGAUAUUAAUGUAAGAAGCACAUAUGACGGUGUACAUUGUCCAUACGUGAUGUAACUUUAUUGUAAACCAUGAGUGAUCGCCUUGAUGUGAGUGUUGUGACAGUGGACACAACAAGAAGCCAGUAUGUAUACACGCACACACACACGCACACACACACACACACAGGAUUCAGGAAAACGUAGCAGCCUCAGCUCGCUGUAGAAGAGUUUACACUCAGAGAUGGAGAGAAGAGAGCAGCUGUAUUUACUGUCUGUCGUUGGAAAUAAAUACAACCCCCCCCCCCUCCCCGACUUUGA